AUGAGCCGGAAUCCAUGCUUUGACAAUCCAGGAGUGAAAACCCGAGCACUCAGCAAACGCACCAUCGAUUGUCCACAAAGACCUGAAAACACCGCUGCAUCCUGGACUGACCCGCCCACGGACCUGACCACGGACCCAGCCACAGACCCAGCCACAGACCAGGCCACUGACCAGGCCACAGACCCAGCCAUGGACCAGGCCACGGACCAGGCCACUGACCAGGCCACAGACCCGACCACGGACCAGGCCACAGACCAGGCCACUGACCAGGCCACGGACCCAGCCACUGACCAGGCCACAGACCCGACCACUGACCAGGCCACGGACCCAGCCACAGACCAGGCCACAGACCUGACCACAGACUAG
Knipowitschia caucasica is the source of this 366-nucleotide messenger RNA. The record is from the annotation of a GenBank genome assembly. NCBI's taxonomy places the organism in Eukaryota, Metazoa, Chordata, Actinopteri, Gobiiformes, Gobiidae.